Ziziphus jujuba (common jujube) is the source of this 980-nucleotide messenger RNA. RefSeq lists its product as uncharacterized. The coding region runs from base 334 to 702 and encodes 122 amino acids. The record is from RefSeq and is a predicted model, not a curated record. Lineage: Eukaryota; Viridiplantae; Streptophyta; Magnoliopsida; Rosales; Rhamnaceae. The transcript has 4 exons.
ACACAGAAUAAGGCUUCGACAAUUUCAAAAACAUACGAUUAUUUUUAGAAGGAAAUUACUUAUUUUAUUUUAUUUUAUUUUUGUUUUGUUUUAUUAUUAUUAUUUUUUUUUUGGGUCUAAUUUGCCAUUUGGCAAUGGCUACUUAAGAAACAAAAAACCCUAUUUUGACAGAUCAUGCAGGCCAAACAAAUACAACCCAAACCCGCUCCGUAUCUGUAGCUCCAUUGAAGUACUCCUUCCUAAUACUGGGAGCCCCACAAUCUGUUUGAUCAAAUGUCCCAGUGACAGCCACUUAAACCUUAGGCUUUCUGGGCUACGUUCUAAUCAUCAACAAUGAGGUUGUAUAAUGGGUUUAAGGAAAUUUUAAAGAUUCAGAAGUUUCGCAGAAUUGUUUCAUAUACUGGAUUCUACUGCUUCGUUUCGGUAUUAAGUUAUGCAUAUACAAGCAAUACAACUAGAGCUGGGUAUUCUAGAGCUGAUCAAUUCUAUGCAUCUUACCCUGCAGGAACUGAGCUCUUGACGGACACGGCAAAGUUGUAUAAAGCUGCGCUAGGCAAUUGCUUUGAAGCAGAAGAAUGGGGGCCUGUUGAGUUCUGUAUCAUGGCUAAACACUUCGAGCGUCAGGGGAACUCGCCAUAUGCUUACCAUUCUCAAUACAUGGCACACCUCCUGUCUCUUGGACAACUUGAUGGAAGUGGCUAAAAGGGAAUUGACAGUAAGCUCUGGGAAUGAAAAGUGCAGAAUUUUGUACCAGAAUGAACAUCAUAUAAAGCAGUAGAGCAGCACCUAAGCUUAUUUGAACUAAAGGAUUAAUUAUUUUGACCUCACUGUCAUCUUUUGUAAGUCUCAUGAUAAACCUGUCAUCUUUCCUUUUUUCCAUAUGUUCAGGGACGAAAAACAAAAUCUGUGGUAUAAUACUAAUGUAUAACUAUUGGCAUAUCUUUAUGGAUGGUUUACAAACUCAAAACAUAUUAUAACAA